This is a messenger RNA of Cydia pomonella (codling moth), 2890 nucleotides long. RefSeq names its product serine protease inhibitor 77Ba-like. Lineage: Eukaryota; Metazoa; Arthropoda; Insecta; Lepidoptera; Tortricidae. The coding region runs from base 99 to 1340 and encodes 413 amino acids. The transcript has a single exon. Gene Ontology annotation, molecular function: serine-type endopeptidase inhibitor activity. The record is from RefSeq and is a predicted model, not a curated record.
UCGCCUCUUUUGUUGACCCGCGACAAAAACUGUAACAAAAUAUACCGUUUAAAAAAAUGGUAAAUAUAUACUUUUAAACAGAGUUUAAUGUAGUCAAUAUGAUUCUUUUUGUGCUCGAAUUGUGCGCGUGUUUUGUGCUGUGUUUAGGGCAGAAUCAUGGAGUUAAAGAACCGGUAUAUCGAAUGAAUUUAGCUAAAUUCAGUGAGUCGACGGGCAAUUUUACAAUAGAGUUGUUAUAUCACGUGGCAAAACGACAACCGGACCAAAACUUCGUUGUGUCCCCGUUCGCAGCGUGGACAAUGCUAGCGGUGACUUAUGAGGGCGCAGUGGGUAAUACCAAUGAAGAACUGCUCUCGGCCUUACGAUUUCCCCGAAAAAGCCCUCGAACAACAGUUAGAUAUUACUAUCAAGAAAUCGCGCAAUGGCUUGUCGUCAACAGAACCACGGCCCAAUUUACAAAAUUCAGCGGAAUAUUCAUGGACAGGGUAUGGACUGGAAUGCAUAUUGACUUCCGUCAAAUUGCGGAAGAGAUUUAUAAUACAGAAGCAGUUGACUUACCGUUCAAAAACAAAGCAGCAGCGGCCACCAUCAACCGAGCAGUAUCUCUAACUACCGAAGACAGGAUUCCCACAUUAAUUGAUGAAAGUCAUUUGAAUAACACACAGCUGAUUAUCGCCAGUGCUGUAUAUUUUAAUGGGCAGUGGACUGCACCAUUUAAUGUUAUUACAGUUAAACGAGAUUUCUAUAACAGUAUUGGGGAGAAAAUUGGUGAAGUGAAUAUGAUGUAUAAUAGAUACACAUACCCGUUUGCGAAUAUUAGUGAACUUCAAGCAAGUGUGAUCGAGCUGCCUUAUGGUGUUGAAAACCAUAUGUCUAUGAUAUUAAUUCUGCCAAACCCUGGUAUGACUCUAAAAGAUAUGUUCUUAAACUUCCUCAAAGCGAAUCUUAAGACAGUAUUUCAAGAGCUGAAAGUCUCUCAAAAAGACCGUGGUGAUGUUGAAAUUGAUUGUUUCAUCCCACGCUUCAAAAUUGUAUCAAAUAUUGAAUUAAACGAAAUUUUAAAAAAUGGUAUGAGAAUACAUGACCUUUUUGACCCAAAGAAUGUCUUCUUGCCUCGCAUGUCCCGGUGGCCCAUUCGUGGUACAAGGGUCAUACAUAAAACCGAGAUUGACGUAACUGAAGAAAGCAGCACACCAUCGGGAAAUAUAGCUCCAGAAUUUGCAAAUGACAGUAAAGUUCUAAUUUUUGAAGCUAAUCGGCCAUUUAGUUAUUUUAUUGUGGAAAAACACACAGACACUGUUAUUUUGGCAGGAGUUUACCGAAAGCCUAUUUUAUAUUGAGUUGUGAAAAGAAUUGAUUAUCAAAAAUACCCAAAUAGUCAUAUUAGUAUAUAUAUUAGUCUAAUUAUAAAAGAACACCACUGAUAUAUUUUACUGUACGAUGUUUAAUCACACAUGUAUAAUGAGUUAAUGAGAAUAACACUCACACAUAAAUAUAAAGUGUGCUAACAAAUUAGUUACCAUAUAUUUACAGCUGAUAGUAUUCGGGUCCUGGAGUAUAUUAAGUAUGAAACAUUACAAUACAAUACAAAUACUCUUUAUUGCACACCUCAAUACAGAAACAGUACAAAUAAUAUACCUAACAUAUAAAGAAGAGGUAAACAACAGGCGGUCUUAUCGCUAAAAAGCGAUCUCUUCCAGACAACCUUUAGGUAGCGGAAUAAAAAAAAAAUCAAACAAACAUUAUAGGUUUUAUGAUGUUCUUUUUUGGAGAAAAUUGGCAAACAAAUUUCUUACGUAACAGGGUGUCUGUUAAUCAGUUAUCUGAUUUAAAUGAGACCUCAUUUAACAGAUUCUGCAACCUUUUUUGCCUAAUGUUUAACUGGCCACUUCACGUUGAUACGUUAAACUACUACUUGACUGACGGACUACGUGACUAUGUGUUAUAAACAAUGUUAAACACGGUUAACAUCUUGUCAGUUAAAUCAUAGUUAAAUAAAUGCACAUGAUUAUAAAACUAAUUCUACGGAUUCCACUCACGUGUUUAGUCACUCGCGCGACAUGUUUCGGAGAGCUUAGGUCUCCUUUCUCUAGCACUAAUGGCUCCUCUACAUGAUGGCCCAGCGUAGGCCAGUCCUAGGGACGCAUUUAUGCGUUAGAGGGAGCAAGUGAUAUUGCUAUCUCAUUUCACCGCAUAGCUGCGUCCCUUGGACUGGCCUACGCUGGGCCAUCGUGUAGAGGAGCCCUAACAGUGCGAGCAGCGUUCACGACGGCCAUGAGUGGAAUCCUUAGAAUUACCUAGUUUAAUGUUAAUAUGUCUCACGACAGUUUACCUACAAUUUAUUUUGUUGUUUGGUAAAUUAAAACAAAAAAUAUGAAAAGUUUUCUUAAUUUAUAUUUGAAGUUAAAUUAAAUUAGUUUGAAGUUAAUAUAUUUAAUGUUAAUUACCAUGUCUUAAAAUAUCGGUAACUAAUUUCAUAGCAACUUAAGUACAUAUAAUGGGAGUGGGUAGGUAAUUUUUAGAUAUUUGAGACUUUUAAAAUGUUACCGCAUUUUGACCUGUUAUCACAUUUUUUUAUUUUAAUAAUUUAAAUUGUUACCGCAUUUUUAGAUAUAACUAAAACAGCUUAACGAAUAUUGAAGUCAUGUUCCAAUUUCUUUGGUUAUUUAUAUACCUACCUAACAGGUAUCGAGGUAUAUCCGCAUUGCUCGGGGUUCCCCAGCUUUUAAACUUUUAUGGAAUUUCACAUGAAUCAACUGCCCAGUAUGCUUUUUUCAUUUAAAUUCGACAUAACAUUCGGGCCCACAUUUCUUUGGUCAGUUUCUAUCAGAGCUCAGUUUGCACGGAUACUUUCAAGAAAAUAAUAAAAUGAUAAAAACUAUUGCACAAA